AUGAAGGCAAUGUUUACGUGGAUCGUCGAGCGAGCUGAGAAAUUACAAGUACGAGUCCUGGACGCCGCUUCAAGUGGCCACAUAUUACACGCGCGUGAAUUGCUGGCUCGCUACACAACUGAUUUUAUCGGAGCUUGUGGCUUCGGUCUUCAGACAGACUCGCUUAACGAUGAAAAUUCAGCAUUCCGACAGUUAGGAGCAAAAAUGUUCGUACCCACCGCAAUGUAG
This is a messenger RNA of Parnassius apollo (apollo), 228 nucleotides long. NCBI's taxonomy places the organism in Eukaryota, Metazoa, Arthropoda, Insecta, Lepidoptera, Papilionidae. The record is from the annotation of a GenBank genome assembly.